Molecule: messenger RNA, 2373 nt
Organism: Aspergillus campestris IBT 28561
Lineage: Eukaryota; Fungi; Ascomycota; Eurotiomycetes; Eurotiales; Aspergillaceae
Gene: acoC
Product: aconitase family protein
Exons: 7
Coding region: 1-2373 (790 amino acids)
Molecular function (GO): hydro-lyase activity
Source: RefSeq, a predicted model, not a curated record
AUGAUCUCCACAGGAGAAUCCCUCAGCAACCCACACCCGCAAAACAACCUUCUCCACCACCUCCAACAGACCAGCGAAAGCCUCCAAACAAAAGGCCACCCCCGAGAAGCAACCACACUAACCGACGUCCUCGCCAUCUGCACCCAGUCCCCAGAGCUAGGUGGUUUAGGUCUCUCCACUACAGAUGAGUUAACCCCGGAACAGCAGUCCGAGAUCCAAUUCCUCGCGUCCGCAUGGCUGGAAUCUCUCAACUCCGCAGACAGGUCCAAAUCCCCUCUUACCCCCCUCUCGUCUCGACCGCGUGGUCAGCGCGCAAUGACCCUCUCUGAGAAAAUCUUCGCCGUGCAUGAUAUCCAGCGCAGGGGGUGCGUCGCUCCGGGAGAGCUUAUCUGUGUUGAUGUUGAUUGGGUUAUUGCGUCGGAGGCUUCGUGGGCGGGCAUGGAGACAACGUACACGCGUUUAGGCCAGCCCGGGAUAUUUCGCAAUGAUCGCUUUUGGCUGGUGGGGGACCAUGUCGUGGAUCCUCGUUUUAAUGCACUUCCUAAGGUGCGGGCGUUGAUUGAUGCGAGUGAGAGGGCGAGGCGGGUUUUUAAGAUGACGGAUUAUCAGGGGAUGAAUUAUACAAUCCUGCACACCGAAUUCUACCGCGAAAGAGCACAACCCGGGAUGCUCGUCGUCGGCUCAGACUCACACACUUGUUCGUCCGGGGCACUCGGCUGUCUAGCUAUUGGUCUCGGAGCUGCAGAUGUCACGCUGCCCCUUGUCACAGGAGAGACCUGGUUCAAGGUUCCUGAAUCCGUCAGUAUCCGUCUCGUGGGGUCUCCGAGGCCCGGCAUCGGGGGCAAAGACGUGAUAUUAUACAUUCUGCAACAGCUGAAGAGAAACACCGUUGCAUCGGAGAGAAUAGUGGAGUUCACCGGCCCUGGAGUGAAAUACUUGUCGUCGGAUGCCCGGUUUGCUAUCUGUAAUAUGACAGCGGAAUUCGGCGGUAUCACAGGACUGUUCGUCCCCGAUGAAGAAACCCACGCUUUCGUUCAGGGUCGACGGCUCCCGCGCCACAAACAAGACAGCGUCUAUCUCAAGCCCGACGAAGACGCGCACUACGCCGAGACAUGCGAAAUCGACCUUGGCGAAGUCCGCUCUUUUCUAUCCCGGUAUCCUCGACCGGACGAUGUCGUCCCCGUCGCUGACCACGAAGACAUGGAACUAGACGGGUGCUUCAUCGGCGCUUGCACCACGACCGAGGAGGAUCUCAUCCUAGCAGCCUUGGUUCUCGAACAGGGCUUCUUGCAGGGUCUCAAACCAGUCCGCAAGGGCAAAAGAAAGGUCGUUCCAGGGUCAAUGCCCAUCCUGCGUCGGCUUCGUGAAUUGGGCCUUAUUGAGCUGUACGAGGAUGCCGGAUUCGAGAUCGGCGUUCCGGGAUGUAGUUACUGCGUGGGGAUGUCGGCUGAUCAGGCGGGCCCGGGGGAAGUUUGGUUGUCGUCACAAAAUAGGAAUUUUGAGAACAGGAUGGGAAGGGGGUCAAUUGGGCAUCUAAGCUCGGCUGCUACCGUUGCUGCUUCGUCUUUUGGAAUGAAGCUGCGUGAUCCUCAUGAUCUACUUAGUGCUAUUGACACGCAGCGAUGGGAAUCUUUGAGACGUUUUAGGGCAGCAAGCUCGGUAAACAGCGUCGUAUACGUCGAGCCGAAUGGGUCUGACUCCCAGCACUUGGAGACACCUCUUUCUCUGGAAAGCAGUCAGACAGUCUCAACAGGAGGCAUAACACACAAUGCUACGUUUACAACGCAGACACUUACAGGAAGAAUCCAAAGACUGGGCGACUUCAUCGACACAGACGCCCUAGCACCAGCGGAAUUCCUCAUGGACAUGAAUACCAACGAAGCCAGCGGACAACACUGUCUCCAAUACACACACCCAGACUUUCGCCACCGCGCCAGACAGGGUUUCAACAUCGUGGUUGCAGGCCAGGCAUUUGGGUGCGGGUCGUCGCGUGAACAGGCCGUUAUGGCUUUACUGGGCACCGGCAUCCAAUGCAUAAUCGCCAAAUCCUUUACGUUCAUCUUCCAACGCAACAUGCCCAACCUAGGACUCCUGGGCAUCGUCCUGCAAGAUGAAUCAUUCUACGACGUUGCGCUCGACGGACGCGACAUUUCCAUUGACUUUGUGACUAAUGUUUUCAGCGUUGGUGGACGCAACUUCGCGUUCCGGCUUAGUCGCAUGGAGAAAGCGCUGUUUGAGCAUGGGGGUGUUGCUUCUGCUUUUCGGAGAUUCGGGAAGAGGCUGUUUGAGGUUAUGGCUGUGGAGAGGGGUUUGGGGGGGAGGGAUAGGGCUAAGGUGGUUCAAUCUGGUGGUGCUGCUGGCUUGGAGUGGUGA